This is a messenger RNA of Rotaria sordida, 2886 nucleotides long. The record is from the annotation of a GenBank genome assembly. Lineage: Eukaryota; Metazoa; Rotifera; Eurotatoria; Philodinida; Philodinidae.
AUGUGUUGUGUGAGUGAGUGUGCAUAUAAAACCAAAGAAAAAAAAACGAUUCUCAUUGCUUUGGUAAUAACUACAACAUUAGUGGGUUUUUUUGGCUAUUUGGCAUGGAAAAUUAAUAUGUCUAAUUCAUUAACACUUGAUAAUAAUAAUCAAUUUUUGGAUUCAACAAAUGAUAAGAAGAACAAGAAAGAUAAAACAACUAUUGAACAUUCAAAGAAAAAACGUAAAGAUCAAAAAAAAUCUAAACGUGAAAAUAAAGAUGAUGAACAACAACGAAAUAAAUCUAAAGAAUUAACAUUACAAACAAGCGAAGAAACAGAUGAUGAACGAGAUGAAAGUGAACAGGAAUUAUUGAAGCCAUCAUCACAACCUAUUGAAACAUCAUCUAAAGCUCGUAAACGUAAUAAAAAUAAAUCUGUUACACCUACACCACCACCUACAACAACAACAACUCGUGUUGAAGAUAAAGUUAAAGAUGAAAAAAAUCUAAAUACAACUCGAGCACCACCAGUAACACAUCCAAAAUCAAUAGCUAAAGAUGAAGUUGAAUCAACUAAACAACAAUCAAAUGUUCCAAUUAAAUCAUCAGAACCAUCAAAAAAACAAAUAUUUCCUAUUUCUUCACAAGCAAUAACUAAAAAACCAACACAAUCAAUUCAAGAACAACCAUUUACAGUUGUUGGUGGUAAUCGACAUAAGGCAGGAACACCACCAUUACAACAACAACAAAAUAAAUUACCAGUAAGCGCAGUAUCAGCGCCUGCUCCUCCUGUACAACCAUCUACUUCGGUUCAAGUUCAACAUGAUCAAUUAGCUCAACGUCAACAAGUUUCUCAAAAAGAAAUAUCAACACAAUUGAAUGGUGUUUCUACAAAUUCGUUACCUCUAAAACAACAACAAAUGCCAACAAAAAUUGCCGAUCUCAUUAAGGUUCUACCAUCAUCUCAAGUUGUUGUUACUGAAUUAAUGUCUGCACUUGAUGCAUUUCCUUUAUCAACUGAUGAAUUAGAUAUAAUUAUGCAUAAAAUUGCAAAUAAACAAUCUGUACUUAGACAAGAUUGGAAUAAAUUACAACAUGGUCAAAAAGUUGAUCCACAAGCACAUAUUGGUCAAGUUAUGGAUAAAUCAGCUAAAGCUUAUGAAGAUGAAAUGAAAAAUAAUGCUAUGAAACAUAUAAAAGAAUUAACUGAUGAACUUAAUGCCGAAAAACUUCGUAAUAAUGUUUUAUUAAAAGAAAAGAAUGAUAAAGAACAUGAUAUUCAAAUGCUUCAUGUUCGAUUAAAUUCUAUUCAACAUAAACAUGAAUCAAUAAAUGCACAUCCUCAACAACAACAACAACAAAUUCAAAAACUUGAAUUACAAUUACAACGUGUAACAGAAGAAAAUAUUCAUUUAAAUCAACAAUUAGCGCAACAUCAACAACAACAACUUGUAGCAUCUAAUUUAAUUCAUACUGGAGAUUCAUCAAAUUUAAGAAUACAAGUAUUAAGUGAACAAAUUAAAAAAUUAUCAGUUGAUAAUGCUCAUUUGGAAAAAAAAGCUAAAAGCAAUGAAUUAUUAGCUCAUGAAGCACAAAAAGAAAGAGAAGAUUUAAUUCGUUAUAAUGAACAAUUAACUCAAUCACUUCAAAAUGUUGAAAAAGAUUUAAAACAUGUGGAAGAAAAACAUCAUAAAAAAUUCAAUGAAACUCAAACAUUACAUAUGAAUGAUAUCAAUGAAUAUAAACGUCGUAUUGAACAACUUGAAAGAGAUAAUGAACAAUUACGACGUGAAGACAUAGUUCAUGUUGAACCGACAGCAGUAACAGAUAUACAAACAAUAGCAAUAAAUAAUGAAGAACGUGAACAAUUAGAAAAAGAAAUUCAUCAAUUGAAACAAAUUUUAAAUUUAAAUCAAGAAAAAGAACGAGAAUAUAAUGAUUUAAAACAAAAAUUAAUUGAAGAAAUUGAAGAAUAUAAAAAGAAAGUUGAUGAUUUACAAAUUCAAUAUCAAUUUGAAGAGAAUGAAUUACGACAAGAAAUUGAACGGCUUAAACAAAAUAAAAAUUAUGAACAACAACAAACUGCUGAAUCUUAUAAUAAUGAGCUUGCUGCUAAAAAUAUUGAAAUCGGUACUUUACGAACUGAACUUAAUGAAGUCAAAUCAAUAAUUUCACAAUCAGAAGAACGUCUUCGUCAAGAACAUGAAAGACAACGAGAAAUUUUAACUGAUCUUCUACCAUCAUAUAUUCGAAAUCAAUUACCUCAUGACAAUCAAGAUUUUGAUCAAUGGCUAUCGUCAUAUCGACAACUAUUUGAAUCAAGCAUCGAAUCAAGCAAGAAAAUUUUACAAGAAGAAUCUGCAGCAGUUAAACUUGAAAAUGAUCAACUUCAUAAAAAUAUGAAGGAUGUUGAAAGUCAUUUAAGAGAAAUUGAAAAAACUGUGCAAUAUAAAGAAGAAACAUUACUUACUGAAUUAAAAAGUAAAGAUGCUACACUUGAAAGUAUUCGUAAUGAGAAUGAUCAAUUGAAUGAUGAACUUCAACGCCUUCGUAAUGAAAUUCAACGUUUACAAUCAGCAUAUGAUACAACAGUCAAUGAAGUUUCUGCAUUAAAACUUCAACUUGAUGAUCGAUUUCUUGUUGCUGCUAACACUCCACCUGUUGAUGUUGAUCAAUCAUUUGAACUUGUUAAACAUCCAACAACAUCAUUAUCUACAUUGGUCAUUGAUGUUCGUGCUAAACAAUUGAAUGAAUUAAUUCGAUCAGGCAAAGAAGCACUUGAACAUCAAGAUUCACUAACUCAACAACUUGAUAAGCAUUUGAAUGAUCUGCAUCUUAGUGGAACCGGAGAGACAUCACCAUCAAAUGCUGACGAAUCGACGCUAGUUUAUAUUCAUUUAUCAUAA